Lolium rigidum is the source of this 2013-nucleotide messenger RNA. RefSeq names its product putative nitric oxide synthase. The record is from RefSeq and is a predicted model, not a curated record. The transcript has 13 exons. Bases 16 to 1725 code for a protein of 569 amino acids. NCBI's taxonomy places the organism in Eukaryota, Viridiplantae, Streptophyta, Magnoliopsida, Poales, Poaceae. Gene Ontology annotation, molecular function: GTP binding; GTPase activity.
CAGAGCUUCCUUCCAAUGGCGUGCCCCUGCCCGCGCCCCCUCUUCCUCUCCUUCCCCAAAUCCCCGGCGCCGCCGCUCGCCGUCCCAGCCAAGCACCAUCCCGCCUCCACCGCCUCCGCCUCCCUCUCCUCCCGCGCACGCGCCGUCUCCGCCUCCUCCAACGCCCCCUCACCAGCACCAUCGCCGUCACCGCCUCCAACAGACGGCGUAGGUCCCGCGGCGCCAACACGGGGCGAACUGCACCUGGGCCGUCAGCUGGCCGCCGCGGCCGCCGCCGGCGCGCGGGUGCGCGCUCCCGAGGAGGACGCCGAGAAGCGCCGCCGCCGCAAGGAGAAGCGGAAGGCCCUGGCCAAGAAGUCGCCCUCCGGCGUCUCCUGCUGCUACGGCUGCGGCGCGCCGCUCCACACCGGGGAGGAAGGGUCCCCCGGCUACGUCGAGCCCGCCACCUACGACCUGAAGAAGAGGCACAAUCAGCUGAGAACCGUGCUCUGCGGGCGGUGCAAGCUGCUGUCGCACGGGCACAUGGUGACCGCGGUCGGCGGCCACGGCGGCUACCCUGGGGGCAAGCAGUUCGUCACGGCCGAAGAACUCCGGGAGAAGCUGUCGCACCUCCGCCACGAGAAGACGUUGAUAGUGAAACUGGUUGACAUAGUUGACUUCAAUGGAAGUUUCCUGGCGCGCAUACGUGAUUUUGCCGGUGCUAAUCCCAUUGUGCUUGUGAUAACAAAGGUUGAUCUUCUUCCAAGAGACACGGAUUUGAAUUGCAUCGGUGACUGGGUGGUGGAGUCUGUUGUCAGGAAGAAACUCAAUGUCCUUAGUGUCCAUUUGACAAGUUCAAAGUCAUUGGUUGGCAUCACUGGGGUUAUAUCAGAGAUUCAGCAGGAAAAGAAGGCCCGAGAUGUGUACAUAUUGGGUUCAGCAAAUGUUGGGAAAUCUGCAUUUAUAAGCGCUAUGCUAAAAACAAUGGCAUAUAAAGAUCCAGUGGCAGCUGCAGCUCAAAAAUACAAGCCCAUACAAUCUGCUGUUCCUGGAACAACCCUAGGUCCCAUUCAGAUUGAAGCAUUUUUAGGAGGAGGGAAAUUAUACGACACACCUGGAGUCCAUCUUCACCAUAGGCAAGCAGCAGUGAUCCAUGCUGAUGAUCUUCCUUCUCUUGCACCACAAAGUCGCCUAAAGGGGCGAUGUUUUCCUGCUAAUGAUACAGAUGUUGAAUUGAGCGGGAAUACAUUAUUCUGGGGUGGACUUGUCCGUAUUGAUGUUGUUAAGGCUCUUCCACGCACACGGCUGACAUUCUAUGGACCAAAGAAGCUAAAUAUUAAUAUGGUCCCCACGACAGGAGCAGAUGAAUUUUACAAGAGAGAAGUCGGAGUUACAUUGACUCCUCCAACCGGCCAGGAGAGAGCUGAAGGAUGGUGUGGGCUUGAGGGUGUUCGUGAGUUAAAGAUAAAAUAUGAAGAGCUUGAUAGGCCUGCCAGUGACAUUGCAAUAUCCGGGCUCGGGUGGAUCACGGUAGAACCGCUUGGCGUGCCAUCUAGCGACCCCGAUGGCAGCAUCGAGGAAGAAAACAGUGGCAUUGGCGAGCUGCAUUUGAUUGUACACGUACCCAAACCAGUCGAGGUGUUUGUCCGCUCCCCGCUGCCUGUUGGUAAAGCGGCGUCGCAGUGGUACCGGUACCAGGAGCUGACGGAGUCAGAAGAGGAGCUGAGACCUAAAUGGCAUUACUGAUGCUGCUGGCAAUUACCUAUUUUUUUGCUACUCCCUGCGAUCCAUCGGAGGGAGUAGUCUUUUCUGUGUUGCCUUUUGUGAUUUUAAUACGGACCGGAAUUAUGUUGGGCGGAUGAUCUGAUAGGGAUUGGUAGUUCUAGUUAGGAUCAGCAGCUGAAAAUGGUACAGGAAACCUAGGGCUAAAUGUAGCCGCCGAAAGGUAACUCUUGUUGUAAUAAAUCUUCUGUAUAUGCACUGUCAUAAUCACAAGUACAAAGGCAUGUAUGAGAUCGAGUGGAUGAAAUCAAA